UUGUAAAUGUAAACAACGUCCAUUUGAAAAUCGCUUUCCUAAAGAUAAUGCCGCCAUAUCAGCUCUGCUUAGCCGGGAACUUUGUAGCUGUGCUGGCUGAGAUCAGGAGGAUGUCUAGGAAAAUGGACCCUGGAGAACACAAGAGCAGAGCAAUUUAAAUGGAAGGAAUCCCCAGCAAAAAUGAUGCUGAAUUUCAAGAGAAGCAGAACAAGGACAUUUGCUGGACAAGUCACACACCGAUUGCUAGACCGUUUUCUUGUAGUCCAGCGUAAAUGGGCUAACCAGGAUCCAGCAAGAUAUUUUAAUGAUCCCCAAACUAAACUUUUUCCCGCCUUCCAGCCUACUGCGUCCACCGAUGCUCCCUGUGGAGAAAUGGCGCUGACGGCAGAACAAGCGGGAGGGCAAGCUAUUUGCCUCCCGUUCCCGCUAUCAUGAGAAGUUGGCGCUAUUGGAGGACCACAACGGCCUCUUCAGCGCGAUUUGCGUUUAAAACUGGUAAACAGCGUGAACCAAGCACGAUGAUAGCCUGCCCUUCGCUUAGAGAUACCGGUUCAAGACCUGAGGCGUGGGAUUCGUCUAAUGUGCAGGACUUAAGGGACACAAAGUAGCACGACAGAAAGAAAGUCUAAAUCCAUGAAGAGGUCUCCAGAUGAUUAGAAUAAACUUCAGCAGAGCUCAAAUGCUGCUCAAAUGAACCAUUUAAAACAUACACUUUUAUGUGGGCUAAUCAUGAUCCACCACUUUGAAGCCACCUAUCACAUUAUUUGCGAUUAAUCACCACCGGAUAUUGGGCAUUUCGUACUUCCUAAAUAUAAAAAGCACUACACUACCCAUCACGACCGAUAGGCUAUAUCUCCAUGGGAUGGUCAAGGGCCUGACUUGCCCCAGUUACCCAGAAACUGCCAAAGUCCAAGUCGGCAGCUCGACAGGAGCGAUUGCCUAGUGAAAACAGAGCGAUAUGAAUGUGGGAUAUACUCGUAUAUCGUGGGCAUAGGGAGAAAAGCUACUUCUCUAAUGGAUUUCACACAUAAACGUCAAUUCUGCGACAUGUCGGAGUGGCCUGCGACUGUGGAACAAUUGGAAUGGCGAUAAGCGCCUAUAGAAUUCCAACUGCUCGCCCCAGCCAGUCAGUUGAAAUCGGAGCUGCCUGCGAAUUAUCCACUAUCCAUGACCGACCGGCUAUCGCGCCUCUGAUACUGCGUCAUCCGAAUCCGAAGGAAAAGUUUGAUUACCCCAGGAAAACUCAUAAUCGGAAGCCCCAAAAGUGUUUUGUGGUCAACUGGUGUGCAAGGUGUUGCUGCUGUUGCAAUUGCAACUUCAUUGGGCAGCAUUGUGUGAUUUGGCAGGAAUAGGCUCUUAAAAAGCGGAAGAGUUCCUACACUUGACGUCACUGGGCAACGGGCGGUGAAGCAAGAGGAGGAGACGAAGGGUUCUCCACUGGCCAGCUGCCUCACCCAGCAGCGAUAAGCCCAAGUGCGGCCAAUCGAAAAGAAGCCAGAGUGGAUAGAGCGUUGGGAACCCGAUAGCCGAACCCAGCAUCAUGCAGACAACAAGUCAGCGGCCAGUAACGCCUGGAACUCCAGACUCGGCGCAUAUUGUAAUCGGCGCCGCGGGAUUCGUGGCACACGAGAGACGCCAGCCCGGAAAGACCCUGAUGAAUUGCUUUCGCGAUCGCUCCACGACGUCAUCGUCAUCGUCGCAGGCCCAACACGCCUAUAUGCGCGGCCACAGCGUCACCUCGGGCACUCUGUUUCGCCUGGAGGGCAGUGGUGGCUCCAAUUGCACCUUGGAUAAGGCGGGAAAACAGGAUUCCGGGCGGCCCGAGGCGGUCGUCCUUCUCAGAGAGCUGAAAACCAGACCCAACAAGCUGGCGCUACUCAAGAGCAGCAGCACCAAGGAUCUGACCCGCCUGUUCCUGGACGACUCAACCAACACAGCUGUACUGGUGUCCAACACCAGUCUCGAUGUCUGCUCUUCGAACUCCAGCUCUGGCGGCAGUCCGGCGGUGGGUAGGUCCAAGUCAGGCAGGGAUCGCCGCAGUGGACUGGAGUGCUGCAGCAGCUGCUCUAAGCGCUGGCACGAUCUCAAGCAGCGUAUGCACACUCUGAAUCAGGAUCUGCUCGUCCAGACCACAUACAGCCAGGAGCUGGAGCAAAAGGUGGGCGAAAUGAGUCGCCAAUUGUCGGAACUGCUUCAGGAACGCGACAGGGAGAGGGACAAGGAUAAACCACGCUCCGCAGGAGCAGGCGGUGCUGCAGCGCCUGGCAAGCGAACUGCUCAUGGCAGUCCCAUUGUCCGACCCUCGCGCCUGGUCGCCUGGAUGAACCUGUCCAACUGGUUCAAGAGCAGACCCAGCGUGGAAACGCUGCGGGAACAGCGCAUCUUCUUCGACGAGCCCUGCUUCGAUACGGACCUGGAGAUGGUUCUUAAGCACGACCAGCACCGCACAGUGCCGCGGAUCGUCGUGGAUUGCUGCGAUCUUAUCGAGCAAAAGUACCGCAGAUCCACGCAGCCCAUUGAGGGGAUCUAUCGUCAGUGCGGCGAUUACAAUAAAAUCCAAACGCUGCGCUUCAGCAUCGACGCCAAUGACUAUGAUUCACUGCGUCAGCCGGACGUGGACAUACACACGUUGACCGGUGUGCUGAAGCUCUUCCUGCGCGAAAUCAAGAGUCCGCUGGUCAGUGUCAACGAGGCCAAGACCUUCAUUGGACAGCCCAAUCAGUGGUUGUUAACCGAUCUUUCUGUGAAGUUGGACUCCCUGAAAAGACUGAUUCGCUCGCUACCGGAGAGCAACCGGGACACCAUGGAUUACAUCUUCGGGCACUUCAAUAGAAUAACCAAGGUGCCGCUGCAGCAGAUCAGCGCGGAGACGCUGUCCAUAUCGGUGACGCCCUCGAUUUUCCACACGGUGCCGCAGGGCAUCCACAUGCAGGACAUCCAGCAACUUCUGCGCGAGGGCGAAACUCUGGCCGACUGCGUGAAGCUGAUGAUCGAGUACCAGGGGCGCAUAUUCGACCGCUUAUGCCUCAUCCAAACCGCUCACCUACUGUGCCGUUGUUUCGAUCGCUUUGCUAACCACUCGACAUCCGAACCUGAACCUGAACCCGUACCCACUGUACCUGCAACACCUGUCCCCAUUCCCAACGAUUCCGAUCCCAAUCCCGAUCACGUCGCCUACAGAUGCACCGCCGAUCGCCGCCGCCUGAGCAUGCGCAACCUGAAGAAGACUCUGUCGCAGCCGGACCUGCUCUUCCACAAUCUAUUCUGAUCUGGGCCAAUGACAUGGAUCCGUCAUGCCAGAGAGAGCACUGUACAUAUGGAAUGACUUUAGGGCCCACUAGCAACUGUGUCCUAAACUUAUUUUUUUCUAUUUUUACUUUAUCAACUAACUUUUGUACUUAUAUUUAAUAAACUAAAAGGGUUUCCACCUUUACAA
This is a messenger RNA of Drosophila santomea, 3436 nucleotides long. RefSeq lists its product as uncharacterized. The record is from RefSeq and is a predicted model, not a curated record. Gene Ontology annotation, biological process: regulation of GTPase activity; signal transduction. Lineage: Eukaryota; Metazoa; Arthropoda; Insecta; Diptera; Drosophilidae. Gene Ontology annotation, cellular component: cytoplasm.